Molecule: messenger RNA, 249 nt
Organism: Cladocopium goreaui
Lineage: Eukaryota; Dinophyceae; Suessiales; Symbiodiniaceae
Source: the annotation of a GenBank genome assembly
AUGGCGGGAAUGGCCAAGUAUGACAGAAGACAAGUCGGCACCGUGGCAGAUCCGAGUGCGGCGUCUGCAAGCCUGGCACUGCUUGGGGGAGAUCUUCUACGAGGAGAGCCAGAUCCAGAGGGCACCAAGGCCCUGGAAGCUUCGGGCGAAUCUGCCAAGAACCUGACGGAAGGGGUCGGGAAGGCCGGGCGGAUGCGAUGGCUGCCAUGCUUCAAAGUGGCUGGCUGGUUUCGAAGCAUAGACCAGUAG